Perca flavescens (yellow perch) is the source of this 2466-nucleotide messenger RNA. Its product is annotated as E3 ubiquitin/ISG15 ligase TRIM25-like. The transcript has 2 exons. The coding region runs from base 422 to 1954 and encodes 510 amino acids. Gene Ontology annotation, molecular function: protein binding; zinc ion binding. The record is from RefSeq and is a predicted model, not a curated record. Lineage: Eukaryota; Metazoa; Chordata; Actinopteri; Perciformes; Percidae.
UUGUCCCUCCUGAGUUGCCGUAGCUCCUCACAACACCGUCUUGUGAUGCUGAGGAAGGUCGCGUGUGAAAUCCUUCUGCCCUAUUUUAUUGUUUUCUUUGAAAGUUGUGUUGUGACCCUUCAAUAUAUAUUGUCUCGAAGUUACUCCGACAUUAACUAGCUGUGUUGCGACGUUUUUACGGUUAAAUAUAAGUUGUAACGCUGCUUUGUUUACCUCUUUUUCUUUUCGCGCCGUUUUCUUGCUGUUCCUGUGUGAUGUAAAUAACGGAGGAGGCUCUCCAGUCCAUGUUGAGAGGGUAAACUCUGUUAUUUCAUGUUUAGGAGCAGAGAAGCGGACAGUAGGAGACAGUAGACCAGAAGCCAUUCAUGUGAGAUUGUCUUCUGCAGAGACACACAGUCGUUGUCACUGAGCGAGAGGUGAAAUGGCGCAGAAAGGAGUUCAGCUGGACCUGGAAACCUUCUCUUGUUCCAUCUGUCUGGAUCUACUGAAGGAUCCGGUGACUACUUCCUGUGGACACAGCUACUGCAUGGACUGUAUUAAAAGCCACUGGGAUGAAGAGGAUCGUAACUACAGCUACAGCUGUCCUCAGUGCAGGAAGAUGUUCACACCGAGGCCUGUCCUGCUGAAAAACUCCAUGUUAGCAGAUUUAGUGGAGGAGCUGAAGAAGACUGGACUCCAAGCUGCUCCUGCUGAUCACUGCUAUGCUGGAGCUGAAGAUGUGGCCUGUGAUGUCUGCACCGGGAGAAAACUCAAAGCACACAAGUCCUGUCUGAUCUGUCUGGUCUCUUUCUGUGAGAAACACCUUCAGCCUCAUUAUGAUGUAGCUCAGUUUAAGAAACACAAGCUGGUGGAGCCGUCCAAGAAGCUCCAGGAGAACGUCUGCUCUCGUCAUGAUGAGGUGAUGAAGAUGUUCUGUCGUACUGAUCAGCAGCUUAUCUGUUAUCUCUGCUCUGUGGAGGAACAUAAAGGCCACGACACAGUCUCAGCUGCAGCAGAAAGGACUGAGAGGCAGAGAGAGCUCGAGGGGAGUCGACAAAACAUCCAGCAGAGCAUCCAGUACAGAGAGGAAGAAGUGGAAGUGCUUCAACAGGAUGCAGAGUACAGCAAGAAGAUCUUCACUGAGAUGAUCCGUCUCCUGGAGAAAAGAAGCUCUGAUGUGAAGCAGCAGGUCAGAUCCCAGCAGAAAAGUGAAGAGAGUCGAGUCAGAGAGCUUCAGGAGAAGCUGGAGCAGGAGAUCACUGAGCUGAAGAGGAAAGACGCUGAGCUGAAGAAGCUCUCACACACAGAAGAUCACACCCAGUUUCUACACAACUACCCCUCACUGUCUCCACUCAUCCAAUCAGAAGCGAAGAGGACAUAUACACAACCAGAGCCCAAGACCAGAGCUGAAUUCUUAAAAUAUUCACGUGAAAUCACACUGGAUCCAAACACGGCAAAUAAAAAUGUGUUAUUAUCUAAAGGGAACAGGAAAGCAACAUACAUAGGACAACCUCAGUCUUAUUCUAGUCACCCAGACAGAUUCACUAACACGUCUCAGGUCCUGAGUAGAGAGAGUCUGACUGGACGUUGUUACUGGGAGGUGGAGAGGAGAGGGAGAGGAAGAGUUUAUAUAGCAGUUGCAUACAAGACUAUGAGAAGAGCACGGGUGCAAGGGUGGGACUUGUAUGACUCUGGAUUUGGAUUCAAUGACAAAUCUUGGGCGUUAGAUUGUAUCGACAGCAGUUCUGUAUUUUUUUCCGACAGAGUCCAUGCUCCCGUCUCAGGUCCCGUGUCCUCCAGAGUAGGAGUGUACCUGGAUCACAGUGCAGGUAUUCUGUCCUUCUACAGCGUCUGUGAAACCAUGACUCUCCUCCACAGAGUCCAGACCACAUUCACUCGGCCCCUCUAUGCUGGACUAAGGGUUUGGUAUUGUGAAAAGGAGUCUGGAGUCUCUGCUGAGUUGUGUCUAAACUGAAAUAGGCAGAAGUCAUUUAAGGGUUAAAUUCUGUGUUUUAACUCUUUGACUUAUUUAGUCUCCAUGUUUGUUGCUGAGAGCUGAUUCUUGUGACAUUCUAUUUUUUAGACGCUAUUUUUUUAUGUGUUUACACAUUUUUGUAGCUUUAUUUUAUUAUUUUGCGUUUAUCAACAUUUUUAGUUGACAUGUAUUUGCUUUUCUAAAAAAUAAGAAAAACAUUCUCCGUUACACACACAUUAAGGGGCAGUGGUGGGUUAAGGAUGCGAGCAUGGGCCCGGUUCAUCUAGAUUUACAUAUAUUUGUUUGGCGGACCAAAUGUUGUUAUCAUAAUCAUAAUCAAUAACUCAUUCUUCUCUUUUACAUAGCUGAGAUUCUGGUUCAAACAAAGUGAUUGUGUGGAUGAAGUGAAUGUGUUGAUGAAAUCAUUGAACAAGAGUCUUUGAACAGACUUUACUGAUGGGAUGUGUGAACAAACUGAAGCUUUACAUGGUGAAUAAACUAACAUGAACAAA